Molecule: messenger RNA, 3586 nt
Organism: Nymphalis io (European peacock)
Lineage: Eukaryota; Metazoa; Arthropoda; Insecta; Lepidoptera; Nymphalidae
Product: E3 ubiquitin-protein ligase ZNF598
Exons: 10
Coding region: 115-2565 (816 amino acids)
Biological process (GO): rescue of stalled cytosolic ribosome; protein ubiquitination
Molecular function (GO): ribosome binding; ubiquitin protein ligase activity
Source: RefSeq, a predicted model, not a curated record
UGUCAGUUGGCACUUCAGCCAGAUUUAUUGCUUAUUCAGUUAUUCCUCUUCGCCCGUCCGUUCUUAACAUCUGUGACCCAAGAAUCUAUUUUCUGAAAAUCUACAUUGGAUAUCAUGGCCGAAUCUCAAGCGAACGACAACACCACUUGCGUAGUGUGUUUUAAAAAUGUCGUGUAUUUCUCAAUUGGCGAAUGUGACCAUCCUGUGUGUUUUGAAUGUUCGACUCGCAUGAGAGUUCUUUGCCUGCAAAAUGAAUGCCCAAUAUGUCGUCAGGAUCUCUCAAGGGUUGUUUUCACAGACACAGUGCACACUUAUAAAGAGUUAAGGAAUAGACCAUUCUCUGAUAGACUAUUUGAAAGGCAGUUUAAGAUAGGAUUCUGUACUGAAGAAAUAAAACAUGCCUAUGAGAGUCUGCUUGAGAACCAUUGCAAAAUAUGUGAUAAGACACAGUUUCGUACAUUUAGUAUGCUCAGUGAACAUAUGCGGAAGGUCCAUGAGCGUUACUUCUGCGAUCUUUGUGUUAAACAUUUAAAGAUAUUUACCAGUGAAAGGAAAUGUUACACCCGGCAAGAACUUGCUCAUCACCGACGGAAAGGAGACAUUGAUGACACAUCUCACAGAGGCCAUCCACUCUGCGAAUUCUGUGAGGAGCGAUUUAUGGAUGCAGACGAAUUAUACCGCCACUUGCGAAAGGAGCAUCUCUACUGCCAUCUGUGCGACGCUGACGGUCGAAACCUGUACUACGCGUCGCACUCUGCGCUUGCGCACCAUUUUCGCAACGAGCAUUACUUGUGCGAGGAUGGCGAGUGUGCGGGACAGCAUCUCACUGCAGUGUUUAGAAGCGAAAUCGAUCUUAAAGCUCAUAAAGCGACCGUGCACGGACGCGGCCUGACGCGCGGCGCCGCCAGGCAGGCGCGCACGCUGGAGCUGCAGUUCAACAUCACGCCACAUUCAGUCGCGCCGAGAGCACCUCGAGAACGUGUGGUAGAGGCUCCGUCGCCGCCGGCCCCCGUGCAGAUGGUGACUCCCAUCGAUCCGGGGAACGUCGAGCAGUUCCCGCGACUGUCAGCCGCGCCCCCCGCCCCCGCACCGCUCCUCGCGCAUGCCCCGCGCUUCCCCAGAGGCGCGGACCGGCUGGCGCGCACCGACCGCAACUUCCCGGCGCUGGACGGCAGCGCGCCCCCCGCGCCGCCCGCGCCCCGCGCCGCGCCCGUCGCCGCCGCCGUGCUGCGCAACCCUUCGAAGCCAAGUGUCUCCAUCCAGCUGCAUAGUCAACCGAGUGCCAGCAACUUUCGGUUGACACAGACGAGUGGAAAUCGCAUAUCUAUCCCGUCGCAGAUGAAGUCGCCGUUGUCCGAUGACGACUUCCCGUCUCUAGGUAUCGCGAGAGACGAUCAUCCCAGUAUUGGAGCUGCAACAAUGCAACCGCCGAAGGUAACCAUGAUUAAUAGUGAAGAGUUAGGAGCAAUAAAGAGCAAUCAAACUAAGGGUCAAAGAAGUACUGAAUCAAAAAAAGUACAUUUAAACGCCGAAGCAUUCCCCGCGCUCUCAUCGUCAUCAGUCCCGAGCGCGCCGCCCCAGUGGAUAACCAUAUCGAAGUCUAAAGAGAAAUCGAAACCAAAGUCGGAACCGCCGCCGACGCCGCGAGAAGCUGCCUUUAACCCGGCCGCUGAUUUUCCAACUUUACCAAUCAACGUUAAAACUAAAACCAAAAAAUCGCAGCAGCCCGUACAACAUCAAGUUUCUAAUAAUAACCCGCCGAGCGAAAGCAAUAAAAAUAAAAAGGAUAAAAAGAAGCCGAACUCGAAUCAAAAGGACAUAUCGCUAGAUUCGAAUAUCAUUAAUCGAAUAAACGACGUUAAGAUUAGAAAGGAAUACAUAAAUGCCUGUGUAAAUAAUAACAACAACAGCGUCGAGCCGGAUAGAAAAAUUAAAACUACGAGCGAAGCGCCAUCCGCGAACGUCCAGAAGAAUACCGGCAACGGGGAUUUCGCAAUGACCCUAAAGGAGUAUCCGCCGCUCAAUCCGCGCGCUGAAACCAACGGCCCGCAACGAGUUGAAAACACAACACAGCGGGCCAAUAACUUUUCGCAGCGAACUGUUCAAAACGGCAGCGUCCCACCGGGUUUCAAAAAGCGACCCCCCUGCGACGGAAUGACGUUUACAAACUCUGCCGGGCAGACGUUCUCCGCACCCGUGCACUCCUACAUCCCGCCGCCCGACUUUGAACUCAGGAACCGCGCCCUCGUCAAGAAGUUCGCCGUUGCACUCGGCGGAGCCGCUGCCGUCGAGAACUUCAAGGUCGCCUCGCGAGCCUUCCGCGACAGCAACAUUACCGCGGACGAGUUCUAUCAGCACUGCCAAACUGCCCUAGGAGACCAGUUGGAGUCCGUGUUUCCCGACCUGGUCGCCUUGUUGCCGGAUAUCGCGAAGCAGCAGGAGCUGGUAGUCGGCAGGAACAUCGCGUCACAGCUGGACGUGUGCCCGACGUGUGGCCAGCUUUUGUCGGCAGCGGAUCGCAUUGCCCACGACGCGGCUCACUGGCCGCCGCUCUCCUCCCGUUAGAUCGAUGGAUGUAACUGUGAUAACAUUUAAAUUAAUUCGUGUUCACAUAUUCAGGUGUAUAUUGUAUUCUAUAAAUUUAUAAUUGAUCAAUCAGACCAGUCACGUGUGACGUUAAAUGCAUACGGAUUUCAUUUGAAGGUGCUUCUUAUUUCUCUUAGUAUGUUGUGUAUACUAAAAAAUAAUCUAUAGACAUUCUCUAAUCCUCAAUGUAAAUAGACCGAAGUUAAUUCUUUAAGCAAACCGAAGUUUGGACUGCUAGAUUAAAAUAGCUUUUAAUAUAUAAGUUCUGAAGUUAAUCCAUUUUGAUUACAUCUAAAAAUGUAUAACUGAUGAAAUGUAAUAAGUAUGUGGAUGUUACUCUAGUAUUGAAAGUACGUAGCGUAUUAUAGACAUGAUAAAUUAAAAACUAUUAUUUCGAGCACAUUGUGUUUGUUAUGUAGACAAAUAGUGAAAAUAAUGUCCGCUCAUAAUUUAGCAUGCUAAUACAAUUUCUAGUAUAAAUGUCUCAAUCAUAUUAGUGUCAAUGUUUUUAAAAUUAUCACGGCGUUUUCAACAGCUUGUAUACUUAUUAUAUUUCAAUUCCACAUAGUGUUGUUAUAAAUAGUUGACGUCAUGAAAAUGUGAAUGUCAAAACAUAGCUUAGUAUCACAUUAACCAUCUGUUUCUGACGUCAUCUUUGAUUUUCAUUGAUGACCAAAGACAAAUUUACUAAUUGACUAAAUACUGAAUGCUAAUUGGUCGCCCACUGCGACAUCGGCUACCAACGACCAAUGACAAUUCGUAUCAACGUCGAAUUAGUUAAUCUUACUUUAAACAACGUUUCAGAAACUAGAGGUUAGCUUUAUAAAGAGUAGCGUUUUUUUAAUUUAAUAUGUAAAUUAAUUAUUAUAGACUUACAAUCAAAAGUGUAUGUGGUAAUACAAAUUGUAAAUGUUACACGGUGUAAAAUAUAUUGUUUCAAAGUUAUAUUUUGUACUUUCAACUAAACAUCUUUAGUUUAUGUUAAAUAUUUUUGUUAUAA